Messenger RNA from Penicillium cosmopolitanum, 1848 nucleotides. RefSeq names its product fungal specific transcription factor domain-containing protein. The coding region runs from base 1 to 1848 and encodes 615 amino acids. The record is from RefSeq and is a predicted model, not a curated record. Lineage: Eukaryota; Fungi; Ascomycota; Eurotiomycetes; Eurotiales; Aspergillaceae. The transcript has 4 exons.
AUGCUUGUACUUGGUGCCACCAGCAACGUGUGCGCUGUGACAUAUCGCGCACAGGGCCUCCCUGCACAAGAUGCUCUCAAGACGGUGAACUUGAAGGCUUUGUUACUGGACUUGGGUGCUGAAGACCAGGAGCUGGAGACGGCCAGAGGAGCCCUGCUACUUUCAUACCAAGCUUCAUCCGAUAAUCCUCAAAUCGGAAGCCUCAUGCUAGGAACUGCGAUAGAAAACUGCACGAUCGCAGAUAAAACAGCUUCCGCCUCCCCCUUUGCCAUGAAAAACACACUCAUUAAACGCGUAUGGUGGUCAAUCGUCCUGCGAGACGGGUUUAUCUCGCUUGCAUUCCGACGCAAUACUCAGAUAAACUGGUCGAAUCCUAAUCUGAAAGCAAAGUUUUUGGAUGAGAGCGAUCUUGAAGACGAGAUAGAGAAUUCUGAAGUCUACGACCGAACGAUAAAACGAUUUCAUAUCAAGACUUUCGAAAGGCAAUGUCAGUUGGCUGUUAUAGUCAUUGAAAUGAUGUCUGCAUUUUUCCCACAACAAUACCGUUGCAGCUACGAAUCUAUUGAUGAGGUCACGGGGGCCAUGAAAGAAAUACAGGAUGUCAAACAUGCUUUUUCUUGCUGGGAACAAAUAAGCUACGAAGUUCUAUACCCAGAAGAGCAACCGUGGCCAGAUGCGGCCACAAACUUUACCAAUAUGACUCGUGCAUACUACUUUACUGCCAAGAUUCACCUGAUACACUGUGAAGCAUUUAUCCUGGAAUCGAAUAGGUCGAUUGCCACAGAUGAAGUUAUUACGCAGACAAGAGACUCGGCGCGGCAUCUCAAGCACGCAGUUACUGAAGUACAUCGAGUUUUGGCGUACAUGAGUAAUUCCCAAAACAAGGAGACCAUUCCAUUGAGCAUGCUCGCUCUUAUGGCAUGGCCUCUAGCUAUAGCUGCCAUCGAUGUUAACCUUGCACGGACAAUCGAAGAUAAUAUACAGCGAACGCAGCAGAUGAGUUGUCUAGGCGAAAUUUAUCGGUAUCUGACCGGUGUUGCUGAUGUCACGAGCUUUGUCACUGCAGGGGCGAAGCAGAUCUUACUUCUUGCAAAUAUGGCAGUGCAGCAACUCCUGACUCGAGGUCAAAUGGCAAGCCCAUCAUCGAUACUGGCCAACAAAACUCAUGGAAUUAACCCCCAUCGGUAUGAGAGCAGCCCCGGGGGUGAUCAGAAUAAUGAUCUGCACGAUUGGGUGGACAUCUUCAACCAGUAUCCCGAAGUCUAUCUGUUGAUAUCCAAAUCCACUGACUAUGCCCUGUCUUGUGGUCGCUUACCGGAUCAAGAUAAGUUGCCCGAGUGCCUUCGAUCGGCGAAUACUUUCAGUGCAAUGGACCUCAGGCUACCAUGGCUAAAUGGCCUCACUUUCGAUGAAGGAAGAAGAGCCUCACAAUCAAUAUCAUGCGAUGCAGUAAUAACAGAGCAACGUCGAUCAUUUCAGGAUGCUCUGUCUGAGAAAGUUACACCGAUCCCUUUCGAAGGCACAUUGGACUUCCAUUCAAGGGUGAUAGGUGACCAGGGCUUUCAAGCACAUGAGAACCCAAGGGAGCUGCAUGACACAUUUUACGCUAUGGAAGAGAGCGUACCGAAUGACUUUGCGCUAUCAACAGGGCCUGAAACCAGGUAUUUCGAAUCCAUAGACAAUAUGGGUCAUUCCACACGAUCACAAAAGAGCAACCUUACCCCCCAGGAAGGUGAUUCUCUGGAAUUAUUGCAAGCAUCACUUGCGGACCCGGAUUAUUGGGAUGGAUUUGGACAAUUGGACUUCCGUGGUGCAUAUCUUGAACCUGAAUUGUGGUCUAGUUUUUGA